This is a messenger RNA of Penaeus chinensis, 1686 nucleotides long. Its product is annotated as mucin-2-like. The coding region runs from base 1 to 1686 and encodes 561 amino acids. The transcript has 5 exons. Lineage: Eukaryota; Metazoa; Arthropoda; Malacostraca; Decapoda; Penaeidae. The record is from RefSeq and is a predicted model, not a curated record.
AUGGCCGACAGGAACCCAACCAUGACUCAGCAGCGGAAGAUUCCAGACGAAUGGGCCAACGAGGCAUAUUCUAGGUGUGGUCUGAUCUGGGACUUGUAUAGCGCUAUCAUACAAUUAGGACCACGCUUACAGGCUAUCAUACAACUGGAACUAUGUGAACAGGCUAUUGAACUACUAUACAACUGGGACUACACUAACAGGCUCUCAUACAAUUGGAACUAUGCAAACAGGCUGUCAUACAACUGGGACUACGCAAUCAGGCUAUUAUACAAUUGGGACUACACAAAACAAACUCAUACAAAUCUUUCCACUACAGUCCACACCUCUGCCCUCCACAUGUCUGCUCCCUCCACACCUCUGCCCUCCACAUGUCUGUUCCCUCCACACCUCUACCCUCCACAUGUCUGUUUCCUCCACACCUCUGCCCUCCACAUGUCAGUUCCCUCCACACCUCUGCCCUCCACAUGUCUGUUCCCUCCACACCUCUGCCCUCCACAUGUCUGUUCCCUCCACACUUCUGCCCUCCACAUGUCUGUUCUCUCCACACCUCUGCCCUCCACAUGUCUGUUCCCUCCACACCUCUGCCUUCCACAUGUCUGUUUUCUCCACACCUCUGCCCUCCACAUGUCUGUUCUCUCCACACCUCUGCCCUCCACGUGUCUGUUCCCUCCACACCUCUGCCCUCCACAUGUUUGCUCCCUCCACACCUCUGCCCUCCACAUGUUUGCUCCCUCCACACCUCUGCCCUCCACAUGUCUGUUCCCUCCACACCUCUGCCCUCCACAUGUCUGUUCCCUCCACACCUCUACCCUUCCACAUGUUGUUUCCACCCACACCUCUGCCCUCCACAUGUUUGCUCCCUCCACACCUCCUGGCCCUCCACAUGUCUGUUCCAUCCACACCUCUACCUCCACAUGUCUGUUCCCUCCACACCUCUACCCUCACAUGUCUGUUUCCUCCACACCUCUGCCCUCCACAUGUCUGUUCCCUCCACACCUCUGCCCUCCACAUGUAUGUUUCCUCCACACCUCUGCCCUCCACAUGUCUGUUCCCUCCACACCUCUGCCUUCCACAUGUCUGUUCCCUCCACACCGACUGGCCCUCCACAUGUCUGUUCCCUCCACACCUCUGCCUUCCACAUGUCUGUUCUCUCCACACCUCUGCCCUCCACAUGUCUGUUCCCUCCACACCUCUGCCUUCCACAUGUCUGUUCUCUCCACACCUCUGCCCUCCACAUGUCUGUUCCCUCCACACCUCUGCCUUCACAUGUCUGUUCUCUUCCACACCUCUGCCCUCCACAGUCUGUUCCUCCACACCUCUGGCCCUCCACAUGUCUGUUCCCUCCACACCUCUGCCCUCCACAUGUCUGUUCCCUCCACACCUCUGCCUUCCACAUGUCUGUUCCCUCCACACCUCUGCCUCCACAUGUCUGUUCCCUCCACACCUCUGCCCUCCACAUGUCUGUUCCCUCCACACCUCUGCCCUCCACAUGUCUGUUCCCUCCACACCUCUGCCUUCCACAUGUCUGUUCCCUCCACACCUCUGCCUUCCACAUGUCUGUUCUCUCCACACCACUGCCCUCCACAUGUCUGUUCCCUCCACACCUCUGCCUUCCACAUGUCUGUUCUCUCCACACCACUGCCCUCCACAUCUUUCAAGCUAGUGCCUAAAUUUUCAAGAUCUUGA